GCUCGGAUGCCACUCUGUGUGCCUACAGCCAGGGGCAGUUUUCAGCACUGCCCCAAGAAGGGAUCACAGCUGAUGUCAGAGAGGGUACCAGGGGACUCCAGAACCCACAGAUAUAGCAGCACCGCAGAAGCAAUAGCAGAAGCAACAACACUUUCGCACUUGGUCACACACACACCGUGUGGUUCACACACACACACUGCUCGCUCGCUGGACUGGAAACUCUCACAGUGCAGAGACACUGCCACAGGCACACUAGGUCACACACACACAGACCAUCCGGUUCACACACACUGAAUCGCUGCAAUGGACACUGCGCUGGAUACAGACAAGGUAGGGAUGUCUUCGAGCCUGGAAGAUACAAAAAGGGCAGUGGUGUCUUCAAGCCCUCCACCUAACAUGGAGUUCCAAGCUCUACACCAGGCCCAUCGGGACCGCUGGAAGAACACAGAUGCGUCCAUGUGUCGACACAGCAUGUCCUUCCAUCUGCACCACAGCCUGAGGAUGGAGUUCUUUGCCAGCUUCCUGUACCUGCUGGAGCAGAUCCCCCUGGUCAAGCUCUUCGCGGUGACCUGCGAGAAAAUCAAAGGGGAGAAGUUCUUCUACUACAAGGCACAGCAGUUCUACGAGGACGUGGAGCCGUCAGAGGAGGGGAUGAUGGGAGACUUCGUUGAGAUCUCCCACAUCGACCUGGAAGGCUCCAGGAACUUUCUGAGCAGGUUUAUUGGUCCUGGUAAGGCUGGCACUAAGUGUGCCCUGGACUGUGGCUGUGGGAUUGGGCGGGUAUCUAAAGGUGUCCUCCUGCCGAUCUUUGAGACCAUGGAGAUGUGUGACAUGGUUGAGGCCUUCCUGCUCCAUGCCCAUGAGGAGUAUCUAGGAGACGACGCUGACCGCAUAGAGACAUACUACGCUUACAACCUGCAGGAGCUAACACCACCCUCAAGGAAAUAUGACGUCAUCUGGAUGCAGUGGUGUGCAUGUCACCUGACGGACAGGGACCUGAUGCAGUUCCUGAUGCGCUGUAAGAACAGUCUGCGGCCCAACGGGGUUAUCAUCAUUAAGGACAACAUGGCCCGGAAGGGCUGCAAGCUGGACCCCAUCGACAGCAGCAUCAUCCGCCACCUGGACAUCAUGAAGGACAUCAUCUUUAAGGCUGGCCUGAAGGUCCUGGCUGUGGAGAAACAGGAAGGAUUCCCCGAUGCCAUCGUCCCUGUGUGGAUGAUCGCUAUGCAGUAGCGGACUGACUGACAGACAGUAUACAGUGCUAUAGUUAUUAGACAUUCUGACACACUAUUACAAGAUUGUAUUGUCUCACACCCACUGACAGACAAACUGACACCCUGACAAGCGCACACUACUACUCCAAUGAAGACAGAAUGGUGUGUAUACAGUGGGCUCCAAAAUGACUGGCACCCCUGACUGGGAAUGCACAAACAAUACU
Molecule: messenger RNA, 1438 nt
Organism: Coregonus clupeaformis (lake whitefish)
Lineage: Eukaryota; Metazoa; Chordata; Actinopteri; Salmoniformes; Salmonidae
Gene: ntmt2
Product: N-terminal Xaa-Pro-Lys N-methyltransferase
Biological process (GO): N-terminal protein amino acid methylation
Cellular component (GO): cytoplasm
Molecular function (GO): N-terminal protein N-methyltransferase activity
Source: RefSeq, a predicted model, not a curated record